Molecule: messenger RNA, 785 nt
Organism: Rhizophagus irregularis DAOM 181602=DAOM 197198
Lineage: Eukaryota; Fungi; Glomeromycota; Glomeromycetes; Glomerales; Glomeraceae
Source: RefSeq, a predicted model, not a curated record
UUUUUUUUUUUUUUUUGUGAUAUUUAUAUAUAUAAUAUAUGAUUACCUGAUUUAUUUUAUUGAAAAAAAUUUUCUGAGAUAAUUUAAAAAAAAAAAAAAAAAAAUGGCACACAAUAUCAAAAAAAUUUUUUGUGUCGGAUUAAAGAAAAAAAAUCAAAGUACACAAAGAGCACAAAAUACAAUACCGCAAAAUAAAACAAAACCAAAAUGGAAACGAUUAUUUUUAUUGGGGAGAAGAAAAAAAAACGAUUCGAAAAAUCAAAAAAUUGUACAAGAUGAGAAAGAGAAAAAUCUAAUAUUACCAACCGAUUGUUUACUUGAAAUAUUUAAAUAUUUUCAGGAUGAUUUAAGAACAUUACAUUCUUGUCUUUUAGUUGACAAAAAUUGGUGUAUUAGUACAGUUCGAUUAAUUUGGAAACAACCAUUUUUAAAUAAAAGUUCACCAAUUAUCAUAGAUGUAUAUUUAUCAUGUCUCACAUUACAUGAAAAAAAAAAUCUUAUUAAAAAUGGAGUGGAUCUUACAAACAUUACGAAACCUGCAACUUUUCAUUAUGCUAACUUUUUACGUCACUUAGACAUGAAAAAUUUCUAUGCAGCCGUUGAGGCUCGAAACAGAGUUAAUAAGAUCGUCGAAAAGUAAAGUAUACAAAAUAUGUAGACUUUUAGAUUAAAUGGUUUAAAAGUAGUAAGUACUAAUCAUAAUUUCUUCACUUUUUAAUAGUCGGCACACAGAUUUAAUAUGUCGUGCUUUAUGCAGACUUUUUACGACAAAGUGUGAAAAUAUU